Molecule: messenger RNA, 618 nt
Organism: Lecanosticta acicola
Lineage: Eukaryota; Fungi; Ascomycota; Dothideomycetes; Mycosphaerellales; Mycosphaerellaceae
Source: the annotation of a GenBank genome assembly
AUGGCGUCCAGGGACGAUAUCACUGCGUCCAGGGACGGUAUAGACCGUAUAACUGCGUCCAGGACCCCCACGGCCAUCAUAUUCGAAAGGCUCCAAGGCACAUGGCGACUACGCAGAAGUCUCAACAGCGCUCUUCCGGACUUCCCGUCAGGCACCUUCGACGGCACAGCCACUUUCACACCUCGCAAGCCGACCACUCACACCGCAGCCGGCGAGCUGGUCUACAGUGAACAAGGCGAGCUGAAAAUGCAAAACGGUCUCGUGCUCAAAGCAAACAGGAAAUAUGUCUACCGGUACGACGCGGACGAGGACAAGAUUGCCGCGUGGUUUAUCAAAGAAGACACCAAAGCCAAGCACGGACACGAGGAAGUUGAUUACCUAUUUCACGACCUAGAGAUGGCUUCCGCUGGCGAUUCAGCCUGGAUUGGCCAGGGAGAACAUCUCUGCGAACUGGAUAUGUAUUGGGCUUAUUAUGAGUUCCGAAUUCCCAAGGUUGUAGAGGAGGGGCAGAAGAUGGACGUCUUUGGGGUGAGGUAUAAAGUCAAGGGGCCAAAGAAGGACUACACCAGUGACACCGCUUAUGAGCGGACGUUUUCCAGUGACGUUACUGUGCUGUGA